This is a messenger RNA of Psilocybe cubensis, 1581 nucleotides long. RefSeq names its product Notchless protein-like protein 1. NCBI's taxonomy places the organism in Eukaryota, Fungi, Basidiomycota, Agaricomycetes, Agaricales, Agrocybaceae. Gene Ontology annotation, molecular function: protein binding. Bases 1 to 1581 code for a protein of 526 amino acids. The transcript is spliced from 9 exons. The record is from RefSeq and is a predicted model, not a curated record. Gene Ontology annotation, cellular component: nucleolus. Gene Ontology annotation, biological process: ribosomal large subunit assembly.
AUGGCUACCCUUAUCCCCCCUCCCAAACGCCAAAAGGUAUACCAUGGAAACCCAGAACCUGAACCAGAGGCACCCGUACCAACAUCAAAUAUCGUGGUCCAAUUCUUAUCAGAGGAAGAUGGAUCACCUUUAGCACCACCCGUUAAUUUGCCUGCCAAUGUUUCGCGUGAAGGAUUAGAAGCGUUGGUGAAUCGGUUAAGCAAACAGGAUGAAGAUCCAGUUCCGUUUUCGUUUCAUGUCAAAUUGCCUGAGAACAAGUUUUCUCUCCCUGGCGCUCCUACGCAGGUCGUCAUCUCAAAAUCUAUAGAAGCAGAUGUUUUGGAACACCCUACGGCUGACAUUACCACGGAAGACAUCAUCAAUGUAUAUUGUUCACCUCAAAGCGUGUUUCGCGUGCGACCUGCGACAAGAUGUUCAUCCACACUUUCAGGACAUACAUCUCCUAUUCUAUGUGCUUCUUUCUCGCCUACUGGAAAUUUGUUAGCGACGGGAUCAGGCGACACAAACGCACGUCUAUGGGAUCUUAACACAGAAACACCAUCGCACGUGUUAUCAGGACACAAAGGGUGGGUUCUAUGCGUGGAAUGGGAAGCUAUGGAGCGGAAGCUCGCAACUGGAGGCCACGAUGGACAUGUCAGAUUGUGGGACCCUAAGACAGGAACCUCGAUCGGAGAAGCGUUAAAGGGCCAUUCAAAAUGGAUUACCUCUCUUUCUUGGGAGCCUAUACACAUAAAUCCAACUGCUCCUCGUCUGGCGUCUUCGUCAAAAGAUGGUACCGUGCGCGUAUGGUCCACACUAACACGAAGGACAGAAUAUACUCUAGGUGGACACUCUGCAAGUGUAAAUGUUGUGAAAUGGGCAGGUGGUGGCGGCAAACACGGUGUUUUGUAUACAGCAAGUAGUGACCGAACUGUCCGUAUAUGGGACGCAGAAAAGGGGCAACCCCUUCACACAUUAAAAGAGCAUGCACACUGGGUGACAACGUUGACUCUGAAUACAGAUUUUGUUCUGCGGACAGGCCCGUUCGACCACACGGGCAAAAAACCAGCUUCAGACGAAGAAGCUCAAAAACUUGCCAAAGCCCGAUACGAUGGUCUUCUUAAAACUACGCCCGAGCUACUCAUUUCCGGGUCUGAUGACCACACACUCUUCCUUUGGUCACCGUUCCCUUCAUCAUCCCCGGCGUCUGCCAAUGAGCCCAAACAUUCCAUCACAAAACCUAUUUCACGUCUUACAGGCCAUCAGCGCCAGAUAUCUCACGUCGUAUUUUCACCGGAUGGGCGCUGGGUAGCAUCUGCUGCUUGGGACAACAGCGUCCGUAUCUGGGAGGGGCGGACAGGUAAAUUCGUAGCGACGCUGCGAGGGCACGUCGGUGCCGUUUACCGGUUGACGUGGAGCGCUGAUAGUCGGUUACUGGUCAGCGCCAGCAAAGAUAGUACUUUGAAGAUUUGGGAUUUGAAGACGUAUAAAAUUAAAAAUGAUCUACCGGGACAUACUGACGAGGUUUACUGUGUUGACUUUGUGGCUGAUAAGGUGGUUAGUGGUGGAAGGGAUCGAACAGUGAAAAUAUGGAAAAAUUAA